This is a messenger RNA of Coccidioides immitis RS, 1919 nucleotides long. RefSeq names its product HhH-GPD family base excision DNA repair protein. NCBI's taxonomy places the organism in Eukaryota, Fungi, Ascomycota, Eurotiomycetes, Onygenales, Onygenaceae. Gene Ontology annotation, biological process: base-excision repair. Bases 410 to 1744 code for a protein of 444 amino acids. Gene Ontology annotation, molecular function: catalytic activity. The record is from RefSeq and is a predicted model, not a curated record. The transcript has a single exon.
CACCAGUACCACUAUUGCGGCCAUAGAAGUUACCCUUGCCCAGGUGGUAUAGACCAAUGGGACCUGUAAACUGGGCAUGCUUGUGACGAGCCUCUCAAAGGGGAGUUUCCCUUGGAACAGCUAUACUUUAGAAACAUCCUACAAUACCAUCAGAGCCAGGGACCCGUGGAUACCGAUCAGUAUCCCUAUAACCUAAACCCCAUACCCAUAACCUCAGGUGUCCCAUAUGACCAAUGUGAGCAUCGGCCAUGCGAACCGGCUUACAGUGUUGACGACAUAAUAUCAUCACACAAAGGCAGCUUAGGGGGAAAAUCAAUUUUUGGGCGUGGACUUAGGUUAAAAAUCGUCCAUUAACUUACACACUAUAUUUGCUUCUCGACUGCCCAGGACGACAACGCCCACGGACACGAUGGUACAACACGCUGGCACAUCGCAAUCCAAACGGAAGCGUCGUGAGCCAGACUCAGUCGGGUCAGCGAAGCCGCCCGCUAAAAGGCAGCGAAAACCCUCCAAGAAAGUGGGAGAUGCUCCAGCCAAAGUCAUCGAUUUGCCGCAUAACUUAGGUACUAUAACUGUACCUGAACUAAAUAGAGGUGAAGGGGCCCCCAGUCAGGACACCCAGCCGAACGGAGCCGCCUCUAGCGAAUGUUAUUCAGCAAGCUGGACAGCGAUGAAUGUUUCUACUCGAAGCUCUAUGCGAACCCCUUCUUCACAAGACUCGCAGCAGAAAUCCCAACCACGGCAACUUGGUAUUGACGUCGAAAUCGCGGCUGCUAGUCCCGCGGCGGUGAAGGGGAAAGCGGCGACGACGCCCAGGACAAGCCGGCGGAAAGCUCGGCCAGUGUUCAAUGAAACUCCCUUCCCAGAGUGGGCAUAUCCUACGGCCGAACAGUGUGAAGAAGUUUCACGCCUUUUAGCCACGGUUCACGGAGAAGUCAAAGCGCCAGCAGCGAUACCACUGCCGUCGCUGACAAUAUCAGGAUGUGGAGAAGUGCCAAGUGUUCUCGAUGCCUUGAUUCGCACCUUCCUUAGUGGUGCGACCACCGGCAACAAUUCUGCAAUGGCGUUCCAGGGCCUCGUCAAGAAAUUCGGUGUUCUCCAGGAUGGUGUGGGCAAAGGGAGUGUGAACUGGAACAAGGUGCGGGAGGCCCCAGUGCAAGAAAUUCGCGAUGCUAUAAAGAGCGGUGGUCUAGCGGAUACCAAGAGCAAACAUAUUAAAGAAAUACUCACCAUGGUAUUUGAGCAAAACAUAGCGCGACGAAAGGAUCUUGUCGAUGCAAAGCAAGGGGGCAACGAGACCGUCCAUCUUUCAGAUGAACACAUGUUAUCCCUGGAUCACAUGCACGGCUUAUCCAAAGAUGAGGCGAUGCAGGAGUUUAUCAAGUAUCCCGGAAUCGGCGUCAAGACAGCAGCCUGCGUCGUACUGUUCUGCCUUCGUCGGCCAUGUUUCGCCGUGGACACCCACGUCUUUCGGCUUUGUAAGUGGCUUGGGUGGGUUCCGCCGGAGAAGGUCAAUGAGAUUACGGCUUUUAGGCAUCUUGAAGUGCGAGUUCCCGAUCAUCUCAAGUACUCGCUUCAUCAACUAUUUAUAUUCCAUGGAAAGGAGUGUCCAAGGUGUCGGGCUAUAACUGGCGCGACAAGUCAAGGCUGGGAGAAAGGUUGUGUUAUCGAUCACUUGGUGAAGCGGACAGGUAAAAGAAAGGGGAGCAGGUCCGGUCUUGUUCAAACCAAAUUGGCUGUGUGAGAGAUGUAUCUUUUCGAUAUUGCUUCGCAUAGUUAGCACUUUGGCAGCGUUUUGAACAUCUUAACAGAACUAAAAAAGACCCUGGCUGGAGCUGGGACUUGGCUUUCGAUAGAUCCGAGCUGCGGAGUAUCUCCAUCCACGAGCUGUUCAUCUAAUUGGAUAGUUAUUGUUAGGA